Messenger RNA from Acromyrmex echinatior (Panamanian leafcutter ant), 3349 nucleotides. Its product is annotated as dual specificity calcium/calmodulin-dependent 3',5'-cyclic nucleotide phosphodiesterase 1. Gene Ontology annotation, molecular function: 3',5'-cyclic-nucleotide phosphodiesterase activity. The record is from RefSeq and is a predicted model, not a curated record. Gene Ontology annotation, biological process: signal transduction. NCBI's taxonomy places the organism in Eukaryota, Metazoa, Arthropoda, Insecta, Hymenoptera, Formicidae.
AUUUUUGCUCGGCAGUUAUGUACUGUCGAUUAUGGCAGAAAGUGCCAUAAUUAGAGAAUGCAUUCUUCGAUCGAGAAUCGAGACAAAAUUGUGAUAAAUGCCAAUUCUUGCUUCGUACGAUGAUUGUGUCUAACUCGUCGAUCGGAAUUGAAACUCAAAUUGCUAUUUGAGUUUGAUGCGAAAUUUUAUUGCAGACAGAGCAAAGAAGAAAAAUUACGUUACGUACAAAAAAACAUACAAAAGUGAUAAAAAUGUAAGAGAUAAUAUGUGUAAAGCGUCCUUAAAGAUGUUAGAUAUAAUAUAGCAAUACAUGAAUUGCAAAGACAGAUAAAGAUAAAUGUAUUCUUUUUAUAACAAAAUCCUUAUGUGCUUUUAUAAAGAGAUAGAGGCUUUCAUUUUUCUCUUGGCGCACAUUGAAAAUUAAAUUGCUAUGCCAUUAUUUGCCUUGAAAAACGAACGGUUAUUCACAUUUUAACCGCUUCUCAGUAAAUCUGAUUCUCACUUGGAGGAAGCAUAGCUGACAUUAUUUUCGCAUGUAUGAAACAUGUAAAGAGGUAAAUCCGAAGGUUGAAACCAUAAACACCUCUACUUUCUAGUGGUUUAUCUCGCGACGGAGAGCCUGGAAUCUCGUGUCGAACCGCAGUAUUCGAUGCGUUGCACGUGCGCGCGAUAUAAAGCGCGGUAUAAGAAGUAAAUGGACACGUUUGUGUAUAAACUAAAUUGCUAAAAUAUAGACUGUGUAUAGAUUAUACAAAUAUCAUAAACAGGAAUAAAAAUGAUUAUAUCGUGCAUCUAUUUACGUUACGACAGUGAAAUUGAAAGGAUUGCUUAGGACAUUGACUGAUGAUAGCGAUAAGGGAUGUAGAAUUAAUAAAGUGCCACAGGUACAUUAGAAGAUGGAGUCUCAUGCGCUUUUAUAUUUGAAUGAGAAGAUUGGCGAAGAUGUCGAGGAAAUAAGACUGAAUAAUCAUUGAUGACAAUGUCUAGACCCGGAAAAGAUCCUGUGCAAAAGUGUCACUCAGAUCCGGGUGCAACUGGCUCUUCGUGUAGUCCUAACAAGCGAAUUUCACGGAGACAAGUGCCAUGCAUUCCGUCCUCGCCAAAUACGCGCAAAUGUGUUUUGACCUUGGAUGGAUACAAUUACGUGAUUGUUGCAUCUCCGCCCGAUAGACGAGUUACACGAGACGAUAUUGGGGUAGCCCCGGCUGGUGUAGCGGUGAACAACGCAGCUGCUACUAGCUGCAGCAGUGUAAGCAGUGCGACAUCUUCGAAAUCGCGCAAUCCUUCUUCUUCUCCCGGUCGAAAUGGCCAACUCUCCAAACAGGGCACCUUGACGAUAGUACGUCGAAGUUCCAGCAAAAGCAAAAGCGGGAAUUUCGAAAAUUCACCACCGCACAAUCCUGAUACUUCGUAUUUAUCGAGCCAAUCUGUCGAUCUUGAAGAGAUUCUCGAUAACGUCGAUCUCACGACGGAUUCUCUUCCUGCGGUUGACACACCCGAUGCAUGCGAUAAAGCUGCCCUUAGAUUGAGGUGUUUAUUGAGGCAAUUACAACAUGGGGAGAUAUCCGCUGAAUUACUUCAACGAAAUUUGCACUACGCAGCUCGCGUACUCGAAGCUGUUUUUAUCGAUGAGACCAAGGUGAGUUCAGGCGGGAAUGAGUGCGCUCGGUCAUCACGUAGGGGGGCGGGCCUGACGUCUUCAUCCCUAGGGGGCGGCUUGGACCCAGAUGGACCACAGGGCCAUGCGGUGGUAACCCAGAAACGGAAACUUCGCACCCCCGUAUGGGCAAGACGACUAGCGGAUGAAGAUGACGAGCUAUCAGAGGUGCAGCCAGAUGCGGUACCACCAGAAGUGCGUGAAUGGCUGGCAUCGACUUUCACUAGGCAACUCGCCACCACUAGACGGAAAGCUGAUGAGAAACCAAAAUUCCGCUCGGUCGCUCAUGCUAUCAGGGCAGGCAUAUUCGUCGAUCGAAUCUAUAGGAGAGUUACAAACACCGCCCUCAUGCAAUUUCCGCCGGAAGUCGUGAAAGUACUUAAGACUUUAGAUGAUUGGUCGUUCGAUGUAUUUUCUUUGAACGAAGCCGCUCUGGGGACGCCAGUGAAAUAUCUGGGCUAUGACCUGCUCAAUCGAUAUGGUAUGAUUCACAAGUUUAAAGUACCUCCUGCAGUUUUGGAGUGCUUCCUCGGAAGAGUUGAAGAGGGUUAUUGCAGGCAUCGAAACCCAUAUCACAACAACCUCCACGCUGCUGAUGUUGCGCAAACGAUGCAUUACAUCUUGUGUCAAACUGGUUUGAUGAAUUGGUUGACCGAUCUCGAGAUUUUCGCUACCCUUGUGGCAGCGAUUAUUCAUGAUUACGAGCAUACUGGGACCACAAACAAUUUCCACGUAAUGUCCGGUAGUGAUACAGCACUCCUAUAUAACGACCGAGCUGUGCUAGAAAAUCAUCACAUUUCGGCCAGCUUUCGGAUACUGAGAGAAGAUGAUUGUAACAUACUACAGAACUUGUCAAGAGAGGAAUUUCGAGAAUUUCGAUCACUUGUGAUUGACAUGGUUCUUGCCACCGACAUGAGUUUUCAUUUUCAACAGCUAAAAAAUAUGAAAAAUUUACUAAGUUUGGCAGAGCCAAGCGUGGAUAAGAGCAAAGCCGUUAGCUUGGUCCUCCAUUGUUGCGAUAUCUCGCAUCCUGCCAAAAGAUGGGAUCUUCAUAAUAGAUGGACAAUGCAACUUCUUGAAGAGUUUUUCAGACAAGGUGAUAAAGAGAGAAAGCUUGGAUUGCCAUUUUCUCCUCUAUGCGAUCGCAAUAAUACGUUGGUAGCUGAAUCUCAAAUAGGAUUCAUAGAAUUCAUUGUCGAGCCUAGUAUGCAAGUAUGUAGUGACAUGCUGGAAACCAUUCUUGCGCCACUCAAUGUCAAGGACACUACGGAUGAACCUAACAAUGGUUCGGGAGGAGAAAAUAGAAGAUUCAAAAUUGGCAAACCUUGGAUUUCCUGUCUUGCAGAUAAUAAAAAAAUCUGGAAGGAACAAGCAGUCCGAGAUGCAGAAAUCAAAGCACAAAAAGAACAAGAACAAAAGGCUAGCAACAAUCGUGAAGACGGUGGGGCAGCACAAUCUGCGGCCGAAGAAUGAAAGAUACACCGGACAAUUAUAUUUUUUAAGAAUCUCUGCAACUUUAGAUUACGAGGAAGUUUGUGAUCACAUUAGGUGGCAUCUAUCAUAAAUUUACGAACUUCUUAUUACGCUUACAAAUGAUAGCCAAGCGUCAUUCGGUAGUACAAAUGGAUACACGAAUAUGAGUGGUUAUGGCGAUGUACACAAAAAUACACAUACACAAGUUAUGUUGGGGAA